Messenger RNA from Cylicostephanus goldi, 470 nucleotides. Lineage: Eukaryota; Metazoa; Nematoda; Chromadorea; Rhabditida; Strongylidae. The record is from the annotation of a GenBank genome assembly.
AUGAGAUGCGGAAGCUUACUUCAAGUUGAUCAUAGAAAAUUGCAGUUUGAAGUCUUUACCCAUGAAUACCGAGAAAAUAAAGAAGCUCCGCAAUGUGAGGACCAUAGCUCUCAUAAUGGUGGUUGUGGGAAUCCCUCAUCGAGCGAAGCGAAUCACAAACUUAUCAAGAAGAUUGCAAAAGGCGCUCAUUUCUCUGCAAAGGAGGUGAACGACACAAUGAAUGAGCUCUUGAAACAGCAGCAAGCUGAAUUUUCUACAAAAACUGUACCACUGCCUGAAUUUGAUUCUACAGAUAUGGAGCUAUUUCUGGGAAAAGAAGAAGUGCCACCUGUUAAAACUCCUUUCGAAGAGGUUCUGGAGCUUGAGAGGCAAGAGAAAGAGCAACUGAAUUCUAUAUUAUUUGAAGCAGAGACUUUGCUGCAAGAAUAUGAGCACAUAAAGCACGGUAUUAAAGUACAGUGUGAUUAAAU